This is a messenger RNA of Menidia menidia (Atlantic silverside), 507 nucleotides long. The record is from the annotation of a GenBank genome assembly. NCBI's taxonomy places the organism in Eukaryota, Metazoa, Chordata, Actinopteri, Atheriniformes, Atherinopsidae.
AUGGUCAAGGGAUUGGAUGAUAUGGAGAACAGGAGCAAGCGGGAUAACAUCCGAAUUAUUAAUCUGAAAGAAGGCGCGGAGGGUCAGAGCCCUAUCCAGUUUUUCGAAGCCUGGCUGCCUGCUACGCUCGGCCUGGGGAACAGCUCCGCGGGUAAAGUUCGUAUCAAAGUAGGCCGCGCACACAGGGGCCUCGGCCCGCGGAGCACACGUCCCAGACCGGUCAUCAUCAAGCUCCACAACCCCCGGGACAAGCAGUGCAUCAUGGCAGCAGUGAGGGCGACUCCCGAGCUUGACUACGAGGGACAGCGGAUCUUUAUACACCAGGAUUUCUCUUAUGCAGUCCGUGAGAAGCGGAGGGGAUUUAACGCUACUUGCCGAGCUUUGAUUGACAAGGGCAUCCGCUUCAACAUGCGCUACCCAGCGACACUCACGCUGACUCAUGAAGGGACUGAACACAAGUUUGACUCGCCGAAAGAUGCACAGAAUUUCAUCAAGGCACUGGACUAA